This is a messenger RNA of Platichthys flesus (European flounder), 3080 nucleotides long. It is a transcript of the gene rnf38, whose product is annotated as ring finger protein 38. The coding region runs from base 167 to 2386 and encodes 739 amino acids. The transcript has 13 exons. Lineage: Eukaryota; Metazoa; Chordata; Actinopteri; Pleuronectiformes; Pleuronectidae. The record is from RefSeq and is a predicted model, not a curated record.
GAGCACAGGGCUCACGCGCACACACAGAUACACAAUACUACCGACAGAUCCGCGUCAGGAGCCCAGCCGAGGAGAGCACAUUGGAGCGCAUGAAAGCUUCUUCUGUGAGAGGAAACGAGAGGAAAACGCAGGGAAAAAAGAAAUAGAGGAAAUCCCCCGAAAGGAAAUGCCAAUCGCAGCCGCUGGACAGCCGACGACCCGGGAGCACAGAGUUUGCCCCCGGCUGCCCUCCACCCCGGAGCCUGGCCCUAAAGGGGCUGAUUUAUUCGACGAGGCGGGGGCGGCGGAGUCGGCGGAGCGAACAGAGUACGGGGGCUCAGAGGGGGGCAGAGGACUCGGGGGCUAUAGUUACACCCAGAGCGGCGCUAGGGGCUUUGCACAGCCAGGAUCCACCAGCUCUCCGCCGCAGUCCCCAGCCGCGUCCUCAUCCUUUCUCCUCCACCCGCUCCACCCGCACCAAAUGGCAAUGGAGCCCCCAAGGACUCGAUCGCGUUCUCGCUCUGGAUAUUACCAGCAGUACGGUGGUGGUGGUAAUGGCACUGGAUUUACCGGCAGUGGAGUGGGAUCUAACCAUCACCAGCUUCACCAUCAGCAGCAGCAACUAUAUCCACAGCAGCAGCAGCUGGGUGCCGGUUGCGCACCACUUGGAGCACACAGCCACCACCCGGAGCACCAGCAGCGAUCCCCAGGAAGUAACACCUCUCCCGGCAUUCAGAGGCUUUCUUCCGUUCCCGGAGCGCACCGCAUCCCGGCUGCAGGGGCCUCUGGUGGAUCCUACCACUGCUACCCAGACCAUGCAUAUGGAGAGGAGAGUGAUAAGAGUGAGGAAAGCCCCAGUCCAAAGCGCCAGAGGCUGUCCAGUCAGUCUGUUUUGGAACAACUAACCUCAUCCGCUCCCCCACCUUCCACGCCGUCUCCCCCCAUCCGCCCCUGGGAGUCAGGGCCCUCAAGCCGGAGACAACCUCACCCCCAGAUCCAGUUCCACCAGGAGCGAUGCCUCACUCCUGCUCGGCACAGACGAAGCCCACCAGCAAGGCGUCAGCGUGGCCGUCUAUCCAGACCAAUGCGUCAUUUGCCACCCCAUCUGCACCCCUCCACCCAAGGCCCUGCACCUCGCCUGUCGCCAUCCGAGCUCCAGGAUGAAAAUUUCCACCACAACCCCCAUCCCUCCACACACCAGACGUACCCAACACACCCGCCCAGCACCUAUGGUCAGCCCCUGACAGCUGGUGUUGGCGGGCCAGGGUCGGACGAGCCCCGGGCUUUCCACCCCCCUACCCUGUCGCCACGUCUACUGCAUCCAGCUGCUCACCACCACCACCACCUCCAUCAUCAGCAUCAGCAUCAUGCAGCACACCAACAGCAAGGAGCCAUGGUCCUAGACCUGCAUGAACAGCUGCAGCAGGCCAGUGUACCAGUGUCCUACACGGUGACCCCAGUCCCGCCUCAUGGUCUCUCUGCACCUUUGUGUAGCGGUCAGCACCUUCCCCCUUCCUGUUCUUCACAACAGCAAGUCCCUGCUUGCAGCGUGGUCUUCAGCACUGGACAACACUUCCACCCGAUGCUACAGGCAUGUUCAAUGCAACAUUUGCCAGUGCCCUAUGCCUUUCCGUCACUGCUGACCAGUGAUCCUCAGUUCCUGCUUCCUCCUCCACCUCACCUCUCUCACCACGCGCCUCACCUCCCCACACCCGCACAGUUCCUGCCUUUCCAGACGCAACAGCCUCGAUCGCCGUUACAGACGAUCGAAAAUGAGGUUGAGCUUCUGGGAGAGCAGCUUUCAGUGGGUGGAGGAUUCAGCUACGCCCACCACCACCACCAUCACCACCAGCCUCCCUCCACCUUGCCGCCCUCCACCCCACUCCAGUUCCUCUCACACCAUGACCCCCUGUCACAGGAGCUUUUCACAGUGCCCUAUCCCCACUUCAUGCCUCGCCGAUUCACAAACCGGCGCUACCGCUCUCAGCAGGCAGUCCCCCCGUCCCCCUACCACCCCAGCUUCCUGCCUUACUUCCUGUCCAUGCUUCCUGUGCCCCCAAAUGUGGCCCCCACUAUCAGUCUAGAGCUGGAUGUGGAGGACGGAGAGGUGGAGAACUAUGAGGCCCUGUUGAACCUCGCAGAGCGUCUCGGAGAGGCCAAGCCCCGUGGUCUUACUAAAGCCGAUAUAGAACAGCUUCCAUCAUACAGGUUCAACCCCAACAACCAUCAGUCUGAGCAAACACUGUGUGUGGUGUGUAUGAGUGACUUUGAGUCUCGCCAGCUCCUCAGGGUUCUGCCCUGUAAUCACGAGUUCCAUGCAAAAUGUGUAGACAAGUGGCUGAAGGCCAACCGGACCUGCCCCAUCUGUCGAGCCGAUGCCUCAGAGGUCCAGCGGGACUCUGAGUGACCUCGUCUGCUCCAACACCUACAAUCUCCUGCUCCCUUCGACUCCCAUUUGGAUGCACCAACUUCUCUCCUUUAAUAAUACAGUAUACAAUUCACACACUGCCACAGAACUGGGACCAAUGCUCCUUAACGCUUCACUCUUUGUCAUCGAGGACACCAAACUGUCAUUCUCACGUGGGAUCAGCAUUUAUGUGUGGAAACUUUCUACUGACUCGUGCUUACUUGAUUGCUGGACUUCCUAUAGGCCUUCUAUUCUGGACUACUACUCUGCCUUCUACUCACAGCUCCUCCUUUCUAUGAAUGGCCUUUACAACACACAAUGACAUGCGCAGGUGGAGAUAUAAAUGUGUAUUUUUUCAACCAUUCCUCUACGGAGAGGGACAGACAAACAGACUGCUUUGAAACAUGUCUGUAUAGUUGUACUAUCAAACACUGAGGGAGAAUUGGCAGCCCAAAGAAUUUUUUUUAUUUCUUUGUUAUUAUUGUGGUUAUAAUGAAGCAUCCACAUCUUGCUUUGCAGAGUAUUUUUUACUAGAUCUUUGUUUUCUUUCAACUAGACCUUAUUUUGAUUUGCGUGUAUUCAUGCAUUCCUUUUGUUGUGAGAGCUGUGUGUAUGGGGUAAAACAAAAGAUACUGUACUCUGCGUCAAAGGGUCAGUGUCUUUGGGGCAGUGAAAAUAUACUGUUUGAGAACUG